Messenger RNA from Funneliformis mosseae, 232 nucleotides. NCBI's taxonomy places the organism in Eukaryota, Fungi, Glomeromycota, Glomeromycetes, Glomerales, Glomeraceae. The record is from the annotation of a GenBank genome assembly.
UUCGCUCAGUAACAGCUUAGCCAAUAACUAUACUAGUUUACUUGCAAUAUGUUUUCAAGUUCAUCUAACUGUAUUAGAAUAUUCUAUAACACUUCAAACAACUACUCCAGUUUGCUCAAUCUCAACAACCACUUUAGUUUGCCUAAUAACAGCUCAACCAAUAACUACGCUGAUUCAUCUGAUAAUUGCAGCAAUAUCUAUAGCACUUCAAAUAACUAAUAUGUCAAUCUGA